UAUGAUUUAAAGUAAUGUCAUACUUUUUGUAGAUCCGUCAGAAUUGUUUUGAAAUUUUUUCAGAAUAUUUUUCUUGCGCGAUUAUUUUAUUUAUUUUAAAGUAAUUUUAUUUAACACCAUGACGACUUGGCUUAAUCCUUUUGGCCCUCCUCCUGAAAUAUACGGCUACCAAACAUUAUGGCAUAGCAUAGGAAAUUACAUGGCCCGCAUUGAACAAUACGAAAGAUCUUUACCAUUCUUUGAUGAAGCUGUUCUCAAAUGCCCCAAUGAUAAAAAGACGCUCAUCGAUAGAGGAAAAGUAAGAGCAAAAAUAUGCAACUUCAAAGGAGCCUUAGAAGAUAUUAACAAAGCAAUUAAUUUAGACCCAAGCGAUCUGGUUUCUUUGGCCGAACGGUCUGACGCUGUGUAUCUUAACUGUGAAUUUGAGGACGCAAUAGUACAGAACUAUAGGCUUCUUCCUCUCCGAAAGAAACCUGAUCACUUUUCUAUGGGAAUCAGAAAGUGUUCAACGGCUAUUGAAAACUGUCUUGGUCCUGUUGCCGGAUGCCCAUUAAGAGAUUAUUUCUUGAUUAUAAGAAAAUUAGCGUGGCUGGAAACGUUUCACGCUGAAAAGAGAGUGCCGUUUGUGGCGAAAAAUAAGAAAAUCAAAAAACCUAAGAGAAAAAAACGCGAGAAGAGGAAGGAGAGGAAGUCAGUUUGUGAAGAACCAUGCGAUUUAAAUUUACAAAUAAAAGAUAGUCUUAACAGUCACCAAUCAAAUAAUUUUAGAGUUCCCCCUCUUCAACAGUCUUUUGGGUUUUCCCCUUUACAAAAUUAUACAACCAAUAUAGACAAUUACAUCGCGGAAACUUAUCUGGAGCGUAUGUACCGCGAGAAGGUAUUUGUCAAAGAGUUACCGAACAAACCUGGAAUUAAUUGUCCAAACGAAGAAGGUGUAAAAAAGCUAAAAACAAUUGCUAAGGAUUGUUACAACACGGUCUAUGAUAAACAAGAAGUUUUAAGAACUAGAAAACCAUUUUAUCAUAUUAAAUAUCAACAGGCUUUUAUAUCCGGUGGACUAAAAGACAGACAAGAAGCUGAGCUACAGCUGCACCAAGAAAACACCAGGAAAGAAGCAGAGAAAAUAACGGCACGACUAGUAAAAGCUUUACUAUCCAAUAAUCUCACAACUGUUAUAGACCUUGCAGAGAAAUUGAAGAAAUACUGUGAUUCAAAAUCGAAACGACUUUUACCAGACAAACAAAUUUAUCUAAGUAAAAUCUAUGACAUUGUUCGGGAUGCUUUUUAUUUGGUAAAUAGAUUAAAUCCAGAACAACCAAGUUGGGAUCAAGAUAAGAGGAUACUGGUGUCUCUUGGACAGCCUGUUAGUAGACAACCGUCCAAAGAUUCCGUUAUUUCAUCGUAUAAAGUUCCACUUCUAGACUUUGGUCAGCAGAUUCAAAUGUUCGAAGAUCGAUUAGAAGUUGCUGAAGAUGAUAAUGAGAUGUUGUGGUACUACCACGAACUUGCGAGGUACAACUUAUUGGCCAAAAAAUAUGAUGUUGCCAAAUCAUUUUGCACAAGAUGCGCACUGUUAGCAGAAAAAAAUAACGAGUAUCAUUGGUACAUAAACGCAACAGUUUUACAAAUGAGAAUAUGUAUCAAGCUACUGAAUAAAGCCGAUGCUAUAUUAGAGGCUAAUAAAGGUAUUACCAUGGCCCAGCAGCUGCAGGAUAAAAACUUAGAGAAGUAUUUGGAUAGGUGCAUUCACGUAAUAUCAGAUUUGGAAUUCGACGAUCACACCGGUAAAAAGCAAAUACAAAAACGGCAACAGAAGAUUUUGGCAAUGAUGCAAAGCGAGAAAAUCAAGUCAGAAUUCUCAAACUUGUUCAGGAUAAUGUCUGCUCAACCAGAUAGUAGAAGAAUGAAUAUAAUUCCUGGAAUGCGAGUGAAGACGAAGGACACAGCUAUGAGUAGGUUAAGGUCUAGCAAGUCUAUAGCCCGUGACACUAGUGUAUCAAUUGCUGGUAGUUCUGUUACAGGAGCAAAUUUUAUUAGUUUAGUGCAAUUUCAGAUAUAAAUUAAUAAAAGUCUAUAUAGAUAUAA
Molecule: messenger RNA, 2085 nt
Organism: Diabrotica virgifera virgifera (western corn rootworm)
Lineage: Eukaryota; Metazoa; Arthropoda; Insecta; Coleoptera; Chrysomelidae
Product: outer dynein arm-docking complex subunit 4-like
Exons: 5
Coding region: 119-2059 (646 amino acids)
Molecular function (GO): protein binding
Source: RefSeq, a predicted model, not a curated record